Molecule: messenger RNA, 342 nt
Organism: Cooperia oncophora
Lineage: Eukaryota; Metazoa; Nematoda; Chromadorea; Rhabditida; Trichostrongylidae
Source: the annotation of a GenBank genome assembly
AUGAUAGCGUCGGGUGUUGCCGUUGAGCUUCUGUCCUCCGUACUGCAGUACUCCAAUCCAUUGCGUGCCCCAGCAAAUAUUGGUGAACCAGACGAUUCAACUUCCUUGCUGGGCGCAACCCCGCAUCAAAUGACUCCCUGUGUGCGGCGUUUUGAGAAAUGUGUCGCUUGUGGGAACACAGUGGCUGAAGAGUAUGCCAAUAGAGGCGCAGAUUUCGUUAAAGAGGUGAUGAACUGUCCGUCAUAUUUGGAAAAGCUGACGGGGUUGGAUCGGCUCCAGGCUUCAAUUAACGAAGUGCAGAUCGAGUUCAGUGACGACAGUGACUCGCUCAUUUCUGUUUAG